CAGGAUCCCUCGGUGACACAGCUCACAAACGCUAGCCAAAGUGGCUUGGAUGAAUUCAACCCCUUUUCUGAGAGCUCGCAGCUGACAAAUGCGGCACGGACGACACCAGCCACGCAGCCCUCUGGCCACUCGCAGCCUGCUGUUCUGCAGACGUCCGUGGAGCCCACUCCCCAGGCUGUGGCUGCGGCAGCACAGGCUGGGCUCCUUCAGCAGCAGGCAGAAUUAGAGAGGAAGGCAGCUGAGUUGGAGAAGAAGGAAAGGGAAUUGCAGAGUAACGCAGCCAGCAUUAAUCCGAGGCAAAACAACUGGCCACCUCUUCCCAGGAAGUGUCCGAUCAAGCCGUGUUUUUAUCAGGAUUUUUCUGCAGACAUCCCAGCUGACUACCAGAGGAUAUGCAAGAUGCUGUAUUACUUGUGGAUGUUGCAUUCGAUUACCCUGCUCCUAAACCUGCUUGCUUGCCUGGCGUGGUUCACAGUUCAGACAGAAAGAGGAGUAGAUUUUGGUCUCUCGAUCCUGUGGUUUAUUUUAUUCACCCCUUGUGCCUUUCUCUGUUGGUACCGACCAAUUUACAAGGCUUUCAGGUCUGACAGCUCCUUCAGCUUCUUCGUCUUCUUUUUCAUCUUCUUCUGCCAGAUAGCAAUCUACAUCAUCCAGCAAAGCUGGGGAGACAGCGGAUGGAUUGCGGCGCUGUCUGAGCUGCACGGGAACCUGGCUGUGGCUAUUAUCAUGAUGGUGGUGGCAGGAUUCUUCACGCUGUGUGCGGUUCUCUCGCUCUUCCUCCUGAAGCAGGUGCAUUCCCUGUAUCGGCGCACAGGAGCCAGUUUCCAGAGGGCCCAGGAAGAGUUUUCCCAAGGCAUCCUCACCAACAGGGGCUUCCAGAACGCAGCUGCUGGGGUGGCCUCCUCAGCCGCACAGAAUGCUUUCCGGGGAAGAGCCAGUUUCCAGAGGGCCCAGGAAGAGUUUUCCCAAGGCAUCCUCACCAACAGGGGCUUCCAGAACGCAGCUGCUGGGGUGGCCUCCUCAGCCGCACAGAAUGCUUUCCGGGGAAACUAG
Cariama cristata (Red-legged seriema) is the source of this 1053-nucleotide messenger RNA. RefSeq names its product secretory carrier-associated membrane protein 2-like. Gene Ontology annotation, cellular component: recycling endosome membrane; trans-Golgi network membrane. The record is from RefSeq and is a predicted model, not a curated record. Gene Ontology annotation, biological process: protein transport. Lineage: Eukaryota; Metazoa; Chordata; Aves; Cariamiformes; Cariamidae.